Nymphalis io (European peacock) is the source of this 1450-nucleotide messenger RNA. RefSeq lists its product as uncharacterized. Bases 1 to 1377 code for a protein of 458 amino acids. Lineage: Eukaryota; Metazoa; Arthropoda; Insecta; Lepidoptera; Nymphalidae. The transcript is spliced from 10 exons. The record is from RefSeq and is a predicted model, not a curated record. Gene Ontology annotation, molecular function: calmodulin binding.
AUGAACGAUUUAUUACAUAAACAUGGAUGCGCCAACGUAUUUUCUGUUCCUGAAGGAUUGAAGGAACUUAUGUCCGAUGUAACACGAGAAGUUUUGCGUGAACAGCCUCAAAAAAUUUACGAUUUUAUUUCUAAUUACUUAUCCGUGCUACUCAUAACACGAGAACAUGGAAUCAUGGCGGUAAAGAUCCUGGAUGAUCUCUGCGAUUGCAGACCCACAGUAUCAGAGCACUUGAUACAAGUGGGACUACAGAUAGGAGAAGCGCAAAUUUUAUCAGAAAUAAUUAAGGAAGAAAUUGAUGGAUUCCAGGCUAGUGAGGGAAAAGAAACAAUAAAAGAAUAUGAUAUAAUGAAGAAGAUUCUUAAAAAAAUCCCGUUAGAUGAAGUAAUGGCGGCCAAGGUGUGUCAAGUAGCAAGGAACGCGUUUCGCGACUACUGGUAUAGGAAGCAAACAAUGGAAAAGGAACUUAAAAUUAAGCCGAAAGAACCGUGGGAAGUCGCUGCACAAAGAACAUUAGAAUUGUACAGAAGAACCAAGCCAUCUCCGAGUGAACUGAUCAGGGCCACUGAGAAAAUACAGGCCGCUUAUAGAGGAUACUACGUUCGUCGAAAUCUCCUACGUCAUUUAAGACCUAAAUCCAAAAGGAAGAGUCCUAAGGUAAAUUUGCCGGGACCUCCGCUCGAUGUCGCAGCCUCUAGAGAGAUUGACUUAGGACCAUUAUUGAAUAUAAAAGUUCGUGAGGACGACAUCAAUGCAAUGUUUAAUGAACACGCAGCUGAAAAGCUGGGACUGCCGUACGAUCCAAUGAGAGCGUUAACGCAUGUCCCUGAUGAAGAAUAUGUUGAAGAAACUGAUUAUUCAUUACCUCAGGACAAGUUAACCAGGGUUUCGGAAAUACAAUCACAGAUUCCGAUGACGUCGAGUGCUAUUGGCUCUCAUAGUCGAGCACCAAGUGCUGUUCCAAGCCAGCUAUCUGAGGGAAAACGCCAGAGUCGCUUACCAAGUCAAGCAGAUGCGAUUCGUAGCCGAAUAGGAAGUAAAGUCGACGCUGUUGAAACUAUUCAAAAAAUUUCAUUCUCAGAAGUACCGCCGGUACCGGUAAAUACUUCGGUAUUUGCAGAUGAUCUAGAUGUUAUAGGUGAUGUUGAAAUCAAAGAAGUAUUAGCGCCGGAUACUGUCGAACCUUUUGAAACUGAUGUAUUGGAAUCUGAAGUUCCAGAAGAUAUACCCGAUGAUCGUAUUGAAGAUACUGAAGGUGAUGAAGGAAGUGCACCAAUAGAAACCAUUCCAUCAUCAGCUCCUGAAACUGCUAACACUACUGAUGUUGAAGACGAAGCCGUAGAAGAACUGAACGUUACUGAUGAAGGAGAAGGUUAACAAAUUGAUGACGACGAUAAUAAAAGCACAAUCCAGAAAAAAAUAGUUUUUUUUUAUUAUGAAUUUUUAUAUG